GUUGUGUGUAAUACUGGAGCCAAUGCAGGAACUGAUGUCAAGACAUAAAACUUACAAUCUAAGUCCUCGAGACUGCUUGAAGACUUGCUUGUUUCAAAAAUGGCAGAGAAUGGUGGCCCCACCAGCAGAACCCACAAGACAACCAACAACCAAACGGAGAAAAAGGAAAAAUUCUACCAGCAGCACUUCCAACAGCAGUGCUGGGAACAACGCAAAUAGUACCAACAGCAAGAAAAAGUCAGCCGCUGCAAACCUGAGUCUAUCAAGUCAGGAUGUGAUGGUGGUAGGAGAACCAACUCUGAUGGGCGGCGAAUUUGGGGAUGAAGACGAAAGGCUUAUCACUAGAUUAGAGAAUACACAGUAUGAUGCAGCAAAUGGCAUGGAUGAUGAAGAAGAUUUCAACAAUUCACCUGCACUGGGAAAUAACAGCCCGUGGAACAGCAAACCUCCUGCUAACCAGGAGACUAAACCUGAAAACCCCACACCACAAGCUUCCCAAUAGGUUAUUCUGCAGCAGUACCCACUGCAGUGUGUGUCAGUGGGUUAUUAAUUACUGUUGCACAGCAUUCUUCAAAGUAAAAAUUUAAAAAACCACCUUUCAAUGGAUAUCAUUUCAGAGUAUCUAUUUCUAAACUAAAGCUAUCCAACUUUUUUAAUUAGGGAAAACUCUUGAAUAAGCUUCCAUAUACAUUUCUUGGAAGCAUUCACAUGCAAUGUGAUACUGGCACUGACCUCAGUUAAAAUAACUGAAAACUAAAUAGCAUCUCAUGGCAAAUUUCUGACAAUGCAUUUUAUUGGAAGGGGUUGUUUUUUUUCCUCAUCAAACAAUGGCCAUAUUUAAACAAGUCAUCAGUGCUCAGGAUCUCAUUAAGGUAACUAUGUAAAACUUUUUACAAUUGUAAUAUA
This is a messenger RNA of Nestor notabilis (Kea), 906 nucleotides long. RefSeq names its product LIM domain binding 2 (gene LDB2). The record is from RefSeq and is a predicted model, not a curated record. Bases 23 to 502 code for a protein of 159 amino acids. Gene Ontology annotation, cellular component: nucleus; transcription regulator complex. Gene Ontology annotation, biological process: negative regulation of transcription by RNA polymerase II; positive regulation of transcription by RNA polymerase II; nervous system development. Gene Ontology annotation, molecular function: LIM domain binding. The transcript has 3 exons. NCBI's taxonomy places the organism in Eukaryota, Metazoa, Chordata, Aves, Psittaciformes, Psittacidae.